UAUGGACCAGAUAUAAUGAGAGUAUUUGCUAAGAACUAUGGUCCUAUUUUCAGAUUUCAUAUGGGGAGGCAGCCGCUGGUUAUAGUGGCUGAUCCAGAGCUUUGCAAGGAGGUUGGGAUUAAGAAGUUUAAGCAGAUUAAGAACAGAAGCAGUCCUACUCCAACUUGUGGAUCUGCCAUGCACCAGCAAGGGCUUUUUCUAACAAGGGAUUCACGAUGGUCUUUCAUAAGAAACACCAUCACCUCUCUGUAUCAACCCUCCCAUCUUUCCAGCCUCAUCCCCACCAUGCAAUCCCACAUAGAUCUUCUCCUCUUAAAUAUCUCAAAUGCUGAGAAGAAAGAAGAAGACAUUCCCUUCUCCGAGCUUACUCUAAGAAUGGCCAUUGACAUAAUCGGGGAGACAGCUUUCGGUGUUCUGUUUUUCCUCUCCCAUGAAGCUUCCUUCAAAAAACAGCAUAUCGAAUCGCGAAUCGACGAAGAAAGUGAUGAAGAAGAUGAAGUUUCAUCCUUCCUAAAGCAACACAUGCGCUCCAUCAACUCCCUUAAGAUGGAUCUAUCAAGUUCCUUCUCUACAUCACUCGGCUUAGUGGUUCCCAUACUACAAAUUCCCUGCAGAAACAUACUUCAGCUUAUACCAGGAACUGCUGACUAUAAAGUGAAGCAGACAAACAAGAAGCUUUGUCAGAGAAUUGAUGCUAUCAUUGCAAAGAAGUCAAGCGAGAGGAAUCAAUGCUGCAAGGAUUUCUUAUCUACAGUGCUUGCAGCGAGAGAAUCGAGCAUUGGGAAGAAGGUCUUCACGCACAACUACAUUCGCGCGCUUACAUAUGAGCAACUGCUUGCUGGAACGAAGACAACUGCGUUUACAUUGGCGAUGGCUGUUUAUCUGAUAUCUAAGCAUGCAGAUGUUGAGAGAAAGCUGAUCGAAGAGAUUGAUGGAUUUGGCUCUGCUCAUCUGAUUCCUACUGCCGAAGAUCUUAAUUGCAGGUUUCCCUAUCUGGAUCAGGUAGUGAAGGAGACCAUGAGGUUUGUGACAGUUUCACCAUUAGUAGCUAGAGAGGCAUCCCAAAAACUUGAAAUUGGAGGCUAUAUUCUUCCAAAGGGUACAUGGGUGUGGCUUGCACUGGGGGUUUUAGCCAAAGAUCCCAAACAAUUCCCAGACCCUGAGGUAUUCAGACCAGAGAGGUUCGACCCCAAUUGCGAUGAAGAGAAGAGAAGGAAUCCAUAUGCUAACAUACCAUUUGGUAUUGGUCCAAGGGCUUGCAUUGGGCAGAAGUUUGCACUGCAGGAGAUCAAGCUUGCUCUCAUUUGCCUAUACCGUAAUUACUUGUUCAGACACUCAGCUAAGAUGGAAUCUCCUCUUGAGCUUGAGUAUGGUUUAGUUUUGGGAUUCAAGCAUGGGGUUAAGAUAAGAGCUAUUAAGAGGAUAGUCUAG
Phalaenopsis equestris is the source of this 1431-nucleotide messenger RNA. RefSeq names its product cytochrome P450 711A1-like. Gene Ontology annotation, molecular function: heme binding; oxidoreductase activity, acting on paired donors, with incorporation or reduction of molecular oxygen; monooxygenase activity. Bases 16 to 1431 code for a protein of 471 amino acids. Lineage: Eukaryota; Viridiplantae; Streptophyta; Magnoliopsida; Asparagales; Orchidaceae. The record is from RefSeq and is a predicted model, not a curated record. The transcript has 5 exons.